UGGCUAGUGUGACAGAAAUCAUUAGCAAUGCAAAGUCAUGGUGUUCUGAUACUCUUGUUCACAGACACGGAUUGAAAAAAAAAAAUCCGUUCAUGUAAAUGUUUCUGGAUGUACUUGAUUCCAAACUGCAGCUCACGAACCGGAAUCAAAGAUGAACUGGGCGACGUUUUAUGCCGUGAUCAGUGGCGUGAACAAGCACUCCACGGGCAUAGGCCGCAUCUGGCUCUCUGUUCUCUUCAUCUUUCGCAUCCUGGUCCUGGUGGUGGCAGCAGAGAGCGUGUGGGGCGAUGAGAAGUCCGGUUUCACCUGUAACACCCAGCAGCCAGGCUGCAACAGCGUCUGCUACGACCACUUCUUCCCCAUCUCUCACAUCCGCCUGUGGGCUCUGCAGCUCAUCCUGGUGUCCACUCCCGCCCUGCUGGUGGCCAUGCACGUGGCCCACCGCCGCCACGUCGACAAGAGGGUUUACAGACUGUCAGGGAGGACCAACCCGAAAGAGCUGGAGCAGAUCAAGACCCAGAAGAUGAAAAUCACUGGCGCCCUGUGGUGGACGUACGUCAUCAGCCUGUUGUUCCGCGUUGUCUUUGAGGUCAUCUUCAUGUAUGUCUUUUACAUGAUCUACCCUGGAUACAAGAUGAUCCGUCUGGUCAAGUGUGACUCGUACCCGUGUCCGAACACAGUGGACUGCUUUGUGUCCAGGCCCACAGAGAAGACAGUCUUCACGGUGUUCAUGCUGGCCGUGUCAGGCGUUUGUAUUCUGCUCAACAUUGCAGAGGUGGUCUUCCUGGUGGUGAAGGCCUGUAGUAAGCAUUUGCACGGUGUUGGAGAAUCAACUAUGGGCGCCUGGAUUCAACACAAACUCUGCUCAUUCUAACAAAACACUGUGUUCAUACUUGCAUAAAGGAAUAUGACAGUGACAUACUGUAUAG
This is a messenger RNA of Solea senegalensis (Senegalese sole), 929 nucleotides long. RefSeq names its product gap junction protein beta 1a (gene gjb1a). The transcript has 2 exons. Bases 152 to 874 code for a protein of 240 amino acids. Gene Ontology annotation, biological process: cell communication. Lineage: Eukaryota; Metazoa; Chordata; Actinopteri; Pleuronectiformes; Soleidae. The record is from RefSeq and is a predicted model, not a curated record. Gene Ontology annotation, cellular component: connexin complex.